This is a messenger RNA of Branchiostoma floridae (Florida lancelet), 2308 nucleotides long. RefSeq lists its product as uncharacterized. The transcript has 5 exons. Gene Ontology annotation, biological process: pyrimidine nucleotide-sugar transmembrane transport. Gene Ontology annotation, molecular function: pyrimidine nucleotide-sugar transmembrane transporter activity. The record is from RefSeq and is a predicted model, not a curated record. NCBI's taxonomy places the organism in Eukaryota, Metazoa, Chordata, Leptocardii, Amphioxiformes, Branchiostomatidae. The coding region runs from base 368 to 2308 and encodes 646 amino acids. Gene Ontology annotation, cellular component: Golgi membrane.
AUUCGCUGAGCCAACAACUACACGUACGCCUCGCUACGUAAGGUUGUCGACCUUUCUUUUACCUCUACUCAGCAAAUGAUUCUUGCAAACGAUAAUUUGAGCAAACAACGCGCGAUUUGCCCAACUCACAACCACGAUUCACACGUGUGCCGUGAGACCUUGACCAGCUUAUACAGUCAUCCAAUCAGAGGUUGUGUCAGAAGGAGUAUGGACUCGGUGGGUGGAAAGUUACUCAGUCAGAGAACGUAGUUUGACGUUUCGUCCUAAUAAAAGAUCACCACAUCGACUGAAGGCGGUUCCUGUAUAGCUCGGUCUGUGCUCUACAACUACAGGUUGUACGAAGAACACACGGAAUACCACCAUCGACAUGGAGAGAAGGAAGGGAAAACCCUCGGACCCAAGAGGCCUCCUGGCCAACAAACCAACAACGACUGCAAGGGCACAACCCUCCACCAUGAUGAGUCUAUCGUUCUGUGCUAUCUUCAUAGCUUCCGAAGUUGCCAAGCAAUCCGUAACAUAUGCCACAAGACAUUUCAACAACGGGGUUUACCCCAUAUCGUCCUCUGCCAUCGUGUGCUGUAUUGAGCUCGUCAAGUUGAUAAUGGUUUUGAUACCGGUUAUGUUUACGACUGGUUUUUCCUCGUUUCGGCCUUCCAUCGUGUUUGCCGUGCCCUCUGUUAUAUACUGCGCGAACAACAACUUGUACCUGUUCGCCCUGAACUACACCACCCCUCCCACUUGGAAUGUGCUGAUCCAGUCUCGCGUCAUCAUGACGGCACUGACCUACAGGAUCAUCUUUGGCAGACACAUCUCAGUAGUCCGCUGGGUAGCGCUGCUUCUCCUGAUGCUGGGCAUCGCGCUGGCGCAGUUGGCCGGGUCCUCCUCGUCCCCAGCGUCCCCAGACAUCUACGUGCUCCCCCAGGCUCUCGGGCUCAGCCUCGUUAGUGCCGCCAUCUCCACAGCAGCCUCCAUCAUCACAGAGUACUUGUUCAAGAACGACAAGCGACCGUUCAUGGAACAGCAGGUACAGAUGUACGCCUUCGGCUUCCUCAUCGCGAGCAUCUGGUCCGCCGUCGCUACCAGGGGUGACGUCUUUAAGAUUAGCGGGGAAUCUCUAAGGUCCGAAAUAGUCUUCCUGUUGGUGGCAUCCAUUCUACUAGGUGGCGCCGGAGGACUGGCUGUUGCAGCGAUCAUCAAAUCGUUGGACAACAUCGUGAAGAUCUACUCGGCCUCCAUCUCCAUCCUGAUGACCGCCAUCGUCUGCAGCUUCCUGUUCCCAGAGAAAUUCGUCCUCAACACCGCCUUUGUCUUCGCCGUGCUCCUGAUCCUCGUUUCCUCCGUUCUGUACGACAGGCAGGACCUCAGCAACAUCCUCCCGUCAAACGUGCGCGUACCCAGAUUCUUCCUCACCAGAAACUUCUUUCUCUUCGUGGCCUUUCUGACGAUGCUGGUGCCGAUAGGAUACUUCAUGGCAACGACUUCCUCGUCAACAGCAGACGUUCACAAAAGAGGCCUGAACACAAUUAAGGGUGAUCCUUUGUACGCAAUGGAAGGCAAGGCCGCGAACGGAGAAUCUGUAAAAAUUCAUCUUGAUGCAGGCAAGAACAUCCAAGCGGUUCUGUUCGAGAAUGAAGGCGUGGCUUUGAAAGACGAGGAUGGGAAACUACAAAGACAGUUUGAUGCAAUAAAGGAAAGGAAACUGAAGCAAGAGCAAAGCCAAGUAAAGAGGGAUAAGCAAGAAGACGCCAGUGACAAGGAGGUGCCAAAACGGUCAAGAAGGAAAGAAGAUGUACAGAAAGAUGAGGAUGACAGAAAACAGGAUGCGGAGGCGAAACGCAGGCACGGUAAUGAUAGUGAAAAUCCCCGAAGAGCUCAUCCAAAACUGGUGAAAGUAGAAGACAGAAUACGGGCCCUUGAAAAAGAUCGCGCAGAAAAACUAGACAAAAUCAUGCACGGAGCUCCGGAAAAGAAACAAGUCAUGCACAAAAUGCACGGUCAUGGCCAGGAGAUGAAAGUACACGGAGAAAAAGAGGACAGCGUUGUUCACGGCAAAGACGGACAAAAAGACGAAGAGCUUUAUGAUAAAGGACUUGAGGAAGACGUCGAAAAUGUAAGAAUCAAAAAUCGCCGAAAAAGUUUGAGGAAGGACACCCAACAAUUCGCAGACACCAGAGAUAAGAACAAUGUCGAGGAUUUGGUGGCAAAGUCGGGGACGGAGGUACCAAAAGUGGUCCACUUUGUUUGGGACGGUCGCAGAAAUUUUCGGUUCCACGACCUACUCAGUGGAAGAGUGCAAAAAGCAUCUUGA